UUUACACCACGAGAGGCCACAAUGAGGUUUGAGAACAUCCUCACUGACAUCAAUGGAUUUGGAAGAUUUCAGAUAACAAUCAUUGCAAUCAGCUUCCUCGGCCGCUUCACGCUGCCCUGCCACUUCAUGCUGAACAACUUCAUAGCAGCCGUGCCCUCUCACCACUGUGACAUCAGCUCGCUGGAUGACGGAGGUAUUUUUAGGAAUUUGUCGCAGGCAGAGAAACUUAUUGUUGGUGUUCCGGUCCAGGAGGAUGGGACUCCAAGCUCCUGUCAGAUGUUCACAGAGCCGCAGUAUCAUCUGYUGCKCAACUCCUCCAACGUUGCCGACCUUCCCACAGUGUCAUGCCAGAAUGGAUGGGUGUACGAUCACAGCACCUUCAAAUCUACUAUUACCUCACAGUGGGACCUGGUAUGUGACAGAAGAAGUAAAAACAAGGCGACUGCUACCAUCUUCUUUAUUGGGGUGAYGUUUGGAGCUCUGACUUUUGGAGGUUUGAGUGACAGGUUUGGCCGCAGGAUCAUGCUGCUGGUGUCCUACGUGUUUGCGAUGCUGUUUGNUGUUAAAAGAUAA
Molecule: messenger RNA, 573 nt
Organism: Paralichthys olivaceus (Japanese flounder)
Lineage: Eukaryota; Metazoa; Chordata; Actinopteri; Pleuronectiformes; Paralichthyidae
Source: RefSeq, a predicted model, not a curated record